AUGGAGAACAUCAAUAAAGGGACCGCACGCCACCGUGCCUUCAGCGUCUUCCUUUUCGACUCCAAGCACCGCCUGCUGCUCCAGCAACGUGCAGCGUGCAAGGUGACGUUCCCCCUGGUGUGGACCAACACGUGCUGCAGCCACCCACUGUACCGCCCGGAGGAGAUGGAGGAGGAAAACUCGCAGGGAGUGCGCGUAGCGGCGCGGCGCAAGCUGGAGGACGAGCUGGGAAUCGACCCAGAUACUGUGGAUGUGUCGGCCUUCACGUGCCUUGGCCGCAUGCACUACAAGGCUCCUUCUGACGGGAAAUGGGGCGAGCAUGAGAUUGACUACCUCCUAGUACUCAAGGCUGACUUGAAGGCCACUCCAAACCCUAACGAGGUGGCUGCUGUAAGAUUCGUGGAUCGAGAGGAGUUGAAGGAGCUGGUGCGCAAGGCUGACAAAAAGGAGGAUGGAGUGGUGCUGUCGCCAUGGUUCCGUCUUGUAGUGGACCGGUUCCUCCCUGCCUGGUGGGACCAUCUAGAUGCAGGCACGCUCACAGAGGUGGACUAUUCCGACGGCAAGGAACUGGUGGUGUUCCUCAUAGAUGCAGGGCCGGAUAUGUUCCUGCCUUACCACGACGACGAGGAAGAGGUUGAGGCAGGAGCUAGCUUAGGUACUCAAACCAGUGCGGCCAGCUUAGAGAGGCAGAGAGGAGGGGAGGAGGGCACGGGAGGUGCCGGCGAGAGGACGUAUUUCGAGGAGGUGUUGCGAGCGCUGGUGGGUGACCUAAAGACAAGAAUUAUUUCCCGGGAGAGCGACCUCGUCUCGAUUGCUUUCUUCAACACGCGCACGAAGCAAAAUGUACAAUCGGCAGAGGGCGUGUUUGUGUUUCAGGACAACCAGCAGACGUCAGCACAGCUCAUCAGAGACUUUUCAAACCUUCCAGAGACGUUUGAGAAAGAUAUUGGGUCGGGAAACUGGUUGAGGGGGAAGGUGAAGCCCCACGACAACCCAAUCUCAAAUGCCCUGUGGGUCGUGCAAGGGCUUCUGCGCACUGGAUCCACGUCACAGGAGGUGCUGAAGAACGUGCUUCUCUUCACCAAUGACGAUGACCCCUUUGGAGCCAUCUCCAACGAGGGAGUGCGGAGCGACAUGCGGCGCACCACCAUACAGAAGGCCAAGGAUGCACGGGCACUGGGCAUUCAGAUUGACCUCUUUCCGCUCAGCCGCCCGGGGGAGAAGUUCAACUCCAACAUCUUCUUUGCGGACAUGCUAGGUGUUGAUGAUUCACAGCGAGUGGGCUUCCAACCAGAGGAGCACAGGCUGAGCGACCUGCAGCAGCGGCUGCGCAAGAAGGUGUAUCGGCGGCGAAUGGUGAAGCGAAUCAUGUUCGCCGUGCUGCCUCACCUCCACAUCGCCCUCUCCUCCUACGCUCUCAUCCGCCCUGCCAAGAUCCAAAAGCAAGUGUAUGUGAGGGCGGUGGACAAUCGCACUGUGAAGGUGGAGACAGCCCUGGUGUGUCAGGACACGGGGGCAGUUCUCCACGGCCCGCUGCCACGUUACCUGCCCAUUCCAGGCGGCACGCGCAUCAUCAUGGCAAAGGCGGAGGUGGACCAGGUGAAGGCGGUGUCCCCCCACGACCUGCUGUUGCUGGGCUUUAAGCCGCUCCACUGCCUCAAAGACUACCACAACCUGCAGCCGCCCACCUUCCUCUUCCCAGACGAGGAGACCCUCUCUGGUAGCACGGCUGCAUUCAUUGCCCUGCACAACGCAAUGCUGGACGCAAACAGCUUUGCACUGGCAUGUUGGGCCAAGAUCGGCUUGCCACGUCUUGUCGCCAUUGUUCCCCAGCAAGAGAAGGUGGACGAGAGUGGCACGGAGGUGCAGCCGGCAGGGUGGCACAUGAUUCCUCUGCCCUUUUAUGAUGACCUCCGACCAGCCGAGAAGGUGCAGCCGGCAGGGUGGCACAUGAUUCCUCUGCCCUUUUAUGAUGACCUCCGACCAGCCGAGAAGGUGAGAGCAGCUGAGCAGGUGACUUCUGAGAGGGAAUGCUCCUUUCUUGUGCUAUCUGCAGCAGACAUCUCCAUGCCCCCAUCUCCAUGCCCCCAUCUCUAUGCCUUUAUCUCCAUGCCCAUCUCCAUGCCCAUCUCCAUGCUCAUCUCCAUGCCCAUCUCCAUGCCCAUCUCCAUGCUCAUCUCCAUGCCCAUCUCCAUGCUCAUCUCCAUGCCCAUCUCCAUGCUCAUCUCCAUGCCCAUCUCCAUGCCCAUCUCCCCACUCCUCCCUCCGCCACUCCGUCACCAGGGUGCAAAGGGCGCUGGGGGGGAAGGGGAGCAGGAGGGCAGUGGAGGGGAGGUGGUAUCUGCACCGAGGGCGGAUGCAGAGCAGGUGGCAACUGCCACAACGCUCAUGCGCUACAUGCACCUCAAGGACUUCAGCCCACUCAACAUCCUCAACCCUGGUGGGUCUGCGUAUUUGCAUGCACGCAUGGGUGUUAAGAGCAGAGCAGCGCUCAUGCGCUACACGCACCUCAAGGGCUUCACGCCUCUUGACAUCCUCAACCCUGGUGCGUCCGCUUGUUCCCAUGCAUGCAUGCAUGGGCGGGCAGAGCAGAGCAGCCCUCAUGCCCGCACGCACCUCAAGGACUUCACGGCUCUUAACAUUCUCAACCCUGUCAUCCAGACGCACUACUCCAUGCUGGAGGCCAUAGCGCUGGACCUACCCGAGGUGCAGCCUGUGGUGGACACGACCUUGCCGGAUUACAACAUCUUCCUGCCCCCACUCUCCGACACCAACCAGCCUCGAAAAAAAGGGAAAGCUGUUCGUGCAACUGCGGCUUUGAGGCAUUUCAAGGACGCAGUAUACGGCCCGGGGCAUGAUGAGGAGGAGGCGCAAAGAACAGCUACAGCUCGAGCCAAGGCAGAUGCUGCUGAGAAGAAACGCAAGGCCACUUACGAUGCCGCUACCGCCAAGGCCGGUGUUGUGGAUUGGCGGGGUCUCGCUGAGAAAGGGAAGGUGAGUUAA
Closterium sp. NIES-65 is the source of this 3003-nucleotide messenger RNA. The record is from the annotation of a GenBank genome assembly. NCBI's taxonomy places the organism in Eukaryota, Viridiplantae, Streptophyta, Zygnematophyceae, Desmidiales, Closteriaceae.